AUGAGCAUAUUUCGACACUUUCUUAGCAGGAGCGGAUCAAACAUCAGAGGGGCACCAAUGGAUCUCGAAACCCUUUCGACAGUAGUUCACGAUGAGAUCCUUGCCGAAUACGUCGAAUUUCCAUCACCACAGACACCACCUUUGGGUAUCGUACAUCCAUCAAAGCAUCAACCGAAUCAACAUUGGAAUGACGACACAGAGCGAACACAACUCAGCAUGCACGCUGAUCCAAUCCCCCGACCUCAGAUGCAGAUCGAUUCCCACCCCGAAAAGAUGCUCGCUCACCCCAUCCCUAGCGUCCGACCGACGGAUAUCAACAGAUACCGUGAACCAGGGUACAUGGGGAUUAACCCCAUCACACUGGUGGGCGAGACGGGCUUAUUGCCUGGAAGUUGGGGUCAGGGAAAAGAGUUCGUGAAUGUGAUGGCAGGGCAUGAGCCGCGGAAGUGGCCUGGUGCACGAGAACCGUUGGCGUAUCGAUAUGAUACGAGCAUGCAGCAGCAGAAGGCUGAUCCCGUGAUUGUUGAUAUGAAUGAGCUGCGCAUGCAAUAUGCACAAGCGAUUUUGGAUGGAGGGGCAUGUGCGGAGUCAAGUAGCAAGGGCAGUUACCUGACGAUUGCAAUGCAAAGCAGGAAGGACACUUGGGCCAAAGGGUGCGAUGGGGUUGGUGGGAUUGAAGUUGAAGAAGAACAUGAAGAUGAUGAUCAUGUUGAUGAUGAAAAUAACGAUAACGACAACGACGAUGAUAUGGCUGACUGGGAAGAGGUUUCUGGGGACGAGCAAGAUGAAAUUGAUUCGGAGUACGGUUCAGGCCAUAAGAGGGACGACUCUGGAUAUUCCUCCGGAAAGGCUGAGUCAGCAUCAAAGACAUUACGGGCUGGGAUGCCUGUAGUGCCCCUCGGAGAAAGGUCCGCUUCGAUGCAGAGGCAAUCGACAAAGAAAGAAAGGCUUGCAAGUUGA
This is a messenger RNA of Endocarpon pusillum Z07020, 960 nucleotides long. RefSeq lists its product as uncharacterized. The record is from RefSeq and is a predicted model, not a curated record. Bases 1 to 960 code for a protein of 319 amino acids. The transcript has a single exon. NCBI's taxonomy places the organism in Eukaryota, Fungi, Ascomycota, Eurotiomycetes, Verrucariales, Verrucariaceae.